Messenger RNA from Drosophila biarmipes, 1471 nucleotides. RefSeq names its product something about silencing protein 10 (gene Sas10). Bases 99 to 1415 code for a protein of 438 amino acids. Gene Ontology annotation, cellular component: small-subunit processome; nucleolus. Lineage: Eukaryota; Metazoa; Arthropoda; Insecta; Diptera; Drosophilidae. The transcript has a single exon. Gene Ontology annotation, biological process: maturation of SSU-rRNA from tricistronic rRNA transcript (SSU-rRNA, 5.8S rRNA, LSU-rRNA). The record is from RefSeq and is a predicted model, not a curated record.
UCGUCUGCCUUUGUUUAUGCACGUGUUGCGUUUAGAUUUUAAAUUUUAAGUUGUAAUUGUUUAGCAAGAGGGACACCGAACCGAAUACCGGCCAGCAAAUGGACAGCGAGGGCGACGACUACGAGCUGACCGGCUCCGAGCAGGAGUACGACGCGGAGGAGCGCGAGAUCCUGGAGGAUCUGCGCAAGCAGCGCAAGAAGCGCCAGCAGCAGGAUCCCGUCCAGGAGGUCCUGGCCUUCAGCGACGACGACGACGACGAUGAUGAUGACGGGGCGGAGGACCAGGAGCAGGACGACGUGGCCGAGCUGAUGCGGGACAGCGACAUCGAGGGCGCCGAGGACGAUGACCGCGACCUGCCCAACACCAUGGACUGGGGCAGCAAGCGCAGCACCUACUACAACACGGACUUCGUGGACCAGGACUACAGCAGCUACAACGCCCAGGAGGAGGAGGAGGCCCGCGCCGAGGAGGAGGAGGCCAAGAAGAUCCAGUUGCGCCUGGCCAAGCGGCUCAGCGAGGCCGACUUCCAACUGGACGAUGUCCAGGCAGACGCCGCAGACAGUGACGAUGAUGAUGGGGCGAAGCAGAAGGGCGAGGUAACCAAGGUGACCACCGAUCUGACCGGUCUGACGGCCCGCGAGCGCCGCCAGCUGCUGCAGAAGGACUCGCCCGAGUUCCUGGGCCUCACCCAGGACUUUCAGAAGCACCUCGCCGAGAUCAAGGAUCUGAUAACGCCCGUUCUCAACUAUGCGAGGAACCACAGUGUGCCCAUGGUGCCGGCCCUCAAGUACGCCAGCCUCUGCCACACCGUGCUCGCCACCUACUGCUCCAACGUGGCCUUCUAUCUGCUGCUGAAGGCGCGCCGCACCAGCGUCAAGUUCCAUCCGGUGGUCAAGCGGCUGGUGCAGCUGAAGCAGCUGGUGGAGCAGCUGACGCCGCGCUACGAGGAGUACAUACGGCCGCAGCUGGAGGCGCUGCUGGAGAGGAUACAGGAUGGCGAUGCCUUCACGGUGCUGGAUGUGGCGCAGCGCAAGGCCAAGCUGCAGAUCCUGAACAAGUACAGCAAUGGCGGGCCGGCGGAGGAGAGCUCCAACGAUGAGGAUGAGCGGGAGAAGAAGGCGGUUAAGGAGGAUCAGGAUGAGGAGCUGGAAGAUGUGGAUGAGGCGGAGGCGGAGGUCGAGGCGGAGCAGGCGCGCCGCGGCAUCACCUACCAGAUGGCCAAGAACAAGGGCCUCACGCCGCACCGCAAGAAGGAGCUGCGCAACCCGCGCGUCAAGCACCGCGGCAAGUACCGCAAGGCGCUCAUCCGGCGCAAGGGAGCCGUGCGCACGGUGCGCAAGGAGCUGCAGCGCUACGGCGGCGAGAUGUCCGGCAUCAAGGCCUCCGUCACCAAGAGCGUCAAGUUCCGCACCUAGUUCGCUUAGCCCCUACCCAUUAAAUACGAGAUCCACGCCUUGCUUUAGUCAACACA